AUGGCGGACGAGGACGUUGACCGCUUGGUGCAGGAUUUUGCUGCCAAGGUUACGCUGCAUGCGAGCAGCGCCCAGGACACGGACUCUGAGGCAGAUGAGGACAUGGCACCCAACGAUGGUCCCAUGAUCGCAGGCAGCUGCAAGUGCGGCGGCUGUCGUUUUCAGUUCUCCGCUCGAAAGGUGUUGCCCCACGGCUCAUCUGGUCACCUGGAUAUGGCGAAUUGCCACUGCAGCCCCUGUCGACAUGCGCAUGCUGCAGCUUUUGCAUCCUACGUCACUGUUCCCACUGCUGCGGUGGAGAGGCUGAAGGGAGCCGACUUGGUGGAAGCCCGCCGAGACCGAUGUAAGCACCUCAACGCGGACGUCCUCAGGAUCUUCUGCGGCAAGUGCUUCUCCUGCUUGGCAAUGCUUCCGAAGGUGGGCAAAGAGGUUCACAUCUGCGCCGGUUCGCUGGAG
Messenger RNA from Symbiodinium pilosum, 456 nucleotides. The record is from the annotation of a GenBank genome assembly. Lineage: Eukaryota; Dinophyceae; Suessiales; Symbiodiniaceae.